Messenger RNA from Anopheles maculipalpis, 1721 nucleotides. RefSeq lists its product as uncharacterized. Gene Ontology annotation, molecular function: protein binding. The transcript has a single exon. The coding region runs from base 12 to 1721 and encodes 569 amino acids. Gene Ontology annotation, biological process: SCF-dependent proteasomal ubiquitin-dependent protein catabolic process. Gene Ontology annotation, cellular component: SCF ubiquitin ligase complex. NCBI's taxonomy places the organism in Eukaryota, Metazoa, Arthropoda, Insecta, Diptera, Culicidae. The record is from RefSeq and is a predicted model, not a curated record.
GUCUCGGUGCGAUGGAUGUGUCGCCGUCCGACGAAACGAGUCUCACCACAGGCACCACCACCAUCCAAUCACUCCCGCCCGAGGUGCUGACCGCAAUUUUCCGCAACCUGCGCCUUUCGGAUCUGGCCGCGGUGCGUCAAACCUGCCGCCACUGGUAUGAAAUCGUGAUCAACAACCGUAAGCUGAUGAAUCGGUUCGUACUGACCCUAAGCAACUGCCGGAUAGAGGAGGGCUUUGAACCGUGCGUGGUGUUGGAAAGUUCCCCCAGCUCGUUCGAGAAAGUGUGCUUCAAAACCUGCUACAUCACGCCCGCACCGACACUGUGGCGCUUGAUCGGCAGUCACACGGUUGAGCUGACGCUAAGCGACUGCACAAUUAGCUGCGAAGCGCUGACAGGUGUGUUGCAGGCCACCCAGGACAAUUUACGCACGUUGACGAUCAAAUCGAUCAAGUUCGAUGGUCCCCAAAUCUACACCGCACCCAACAACUUUCGUCUCGAGCGGUUACACUCGCUCACGAUACGGAACUCCUUCCUGUACGAUGGAUUCUUGAACCUGUUGAAGCGCAUCUGUCCGAACCUGAAAGCGCUCAAGCUAACCUUUUCCUCCUACGAACGAUGGGGUGAACAUUUGGUCAACUUAGUGGCGACGUUAAGUGCCACGCUCGAAGCAAUUACGCUAAGCUACACGAAAGCGAGCGCUGCGCUACUGGAGCAAAUCGGACGGAUCGAGAAUCUGCGACUGCGAAAGGUUUCACUCAAGUCGUGCUUUGCGAUCAAGCAAAGUGAUAUACUGCUGCUGGCCCGCUUGCAACCGACGAUAGUGCACCUUAAUCUGGACAACCUGUUUUCCGCCAGCGAACAGUUUCUGGAAGCUCUCAGUGCCUCUCUGCCGCAAAUGAAGCGCAUCAAGCUGCGGGUCGCACGGAUCACCAACCUGCACCAAUCGUUUCUGGUGAAAAUGCCGCAGCUCAACUAUCUGAAAAUUACCGACGCAACACAGAUGAAGGGCAACGUUGAUCUGAGUGCGUACGAAAAUCCUGCCCUCGAGAAGCUGUUCGUAUCGGCGGCAAUGUUCUCGCGCAACACGCUGCCCCGGUUCUUCGAGCGCUGUCCAAACAUUCGCAGUCUUACGCUGUACCAGUGUACGUACGAAAACAUUCACGAUCUGCAGCUCGCCUUUUCACAUCUGAAAGGGUUGGAGUAUCUAAAUCUACAGCGCACAAUCGAGCUCGGCGACAGUUUCUUCAACCGGGAUGUGUUCGAUACGAUCGUGAUGCCGUUCGAGCGGAUACGCUUCUACCCAAUCGCGAACCUGAACCGGCUGUGCUAUCUUAAUCUCAGCCACUGUCGGGAUCUGUCCGAUCAGGCACUGAUGGCGCUACAGUUUCCGCUGCUGAAGAAGAUCGAUCUGCGCGGGUUGUAUGUAACGGAGGCGGGCAUUGCGACACUGGUGCGCGACUGUCCAAACCUUGAGUAUGUGAUGGUGGACGCCUGCAAGCGUAUCUGUGAUACUGCCGUGCUGUACCUUUGUCGAGAUUUGCGCAAUCUACGGUUGCUGAAUCUAGAGAGCUGUAAAGCAAUUACUGACCUGUCGGUGGAACAUAUCGUGCAGCACUGUCGAAGCUUGUUGUGGCUAAAUGUGCUAAACUGCCCGAAGCUUAGCGAGCCGGCAAAGGAGCGAUUAAAAACCUUGAGAACAAUACGAUCACUGCACAUGUGA